Molecule: messenger RNA, 1487 nt
Organism: Zymoseptoria tritici IPO323
Lineage: Eukaryota; Fungi; Ascomycota; Dothideomycetes; Mycosphaerellales; Mycosphaerellaceae
Exons: 2
Coding region: 1-1356 (451 amino acids)
Biological process (GO): NADP+ biosynthetic process; NAD+ metabolic process
Molecular function (GO): NAD+ kinase activity
Source: RefSeq, a predicted model, not a curated record
AUGUACUCGGACACGCCGUCGGAUGCGAGGCUGGACGCUCUGACGAGUCCGUUCUGCUACUUUCACAAGCGAUUUGGAGAUGCGGUGGACAUUGCAAAAGUGCUGGAGGAGAUCAAGGCUGAUGAUCAGCUAUCACAUUCCCGUCUCAUGCAGACGGCGGCUGGUGUGAGAGAGGUGUCAAAACAGUUGCAGCGACGACCUUUACGGAAAGCAGUGAAGAAUGUGAUGAUUGUGACAAAGGCUCGGGACAACACAUUGGUCACGCUCACAAGAGAGCUGGCAGAAUUCCUCCUGGCCACGCCGCGAUAUGGCAAAGACGUGGGUGUGAAUGUGUGGGUUGAUUCCAAGUUGAAGAAGUCGAAGCGAUUCGAGCACGACUCCCUCCUGGCUCAAAAUGAACGAUUCAAGGACAUGCUCCACUUCUGGACACCCGAGAUUUGCUUGGAACGACCAGAGUUGUUUGAUCUGGUCAUCACUUUGGGAGGCGACGGAACAGUGCUUUUUACAUCUUGGUUAUUUCAAGGCAUCGUGCCACCUGUUCUGGCGUUCUCUCUCGGGUCGCUGGGCUUCCUGACCAACUUCGACUUCGAAAAGUACAAGGACGAGCUCAACCGGGUCAUGGGAGAUCAUGGCAUGCGUGUCAACCUUCGCAUGCGAUUCACAUGUACUGUAUACCGGUCUGCAGCCGUGUAUGGCAACGAUUUUGAAGAAGCCAAGAUUGAGGGCGAAACACAUGAGGUCUUGAAUGAGCUGGUUAUUGACCGAGGGCCGAGUUCGUACAUUUCCUCACUGGAUUUGUACGCAAACGACAGCCUGCUCACGCGCAUAUCUGCGGAUGGCAUCAUACUGAGUACACCCACCGGCAGUACGGCAUACUCUCUCAGCGCUGGCGGGAGUCUAGUCCACCCGGACAUCCCAGCGAUCCUAUUGACACCGAUUUGUCCUCAUACGCUAUCCUUCCGACCAAUGCUACUGAACGACGACAUGGCGCUGAAGGUUGCUAUACCGUCAACAGGACGUGGCACUGCAUUCGUCUCAUUUGAUGGCAAAGGCCGCAUCGAACUCGGACGCGGCGACGAGGUAGUUGUUCGGGCAUCCCAAUAUCCCUUUCCUUCCGUGAUGGGCAAGCCGCUCGAAUGGUUCGAUAGCAUUUCGAGGACUCUCCGCUGGAACACACGGGCAGCGGAGCAGAAAGGCUGGACUGGCGGUGAUGGUCCGGACGGCGCGAUGAUUGAUGAUGAUGGAGAGGGCAAAGAGCCUGAAUACGAUAUUGAUUUCGAGGGCGACGACGAGGAAGCUGUCAGCGUGAGCGCCAAAGAUAGCGGCUAUGGGAGCGAGAAACGCUUUGGCAAUUGACAAGUCGAUCUCGCGUUUCUUCCAAUGGGCGCACGCAGCGCUACAUCAUCAUUGGGGAGCGGCAGGAGCACGUACGAAUUAGCGAGGGAGUAUAGCAUGAAGCAGCGUCAAACGUUGUUCUUCUGUCUUAG